Molecule: messenger RNA, 933 nt
Organism: Dichomitus squalens LYAD-421 SS1
Lineage: Eukaryota; Fungi; Basidiomycota; Agaricomycetes; Polyporales; Polyporaceae
Product: TPR-like protein
Exons: 7
Coding region: 46-753 (235 amino acids)
Molecular function (GO): protein binding
Source: RefSeq, a predicted model, not a curated record
CGACCAUCAUCAUCGCAGUCGCAAACCUCCACUUGAAUCCUCGUCAUGUCCGUGCAACUUGCACGGUUGACGCGUCUUUCUUUUGUCCGCGUGUCCCCGGGUACUUCCUCCAGAUCGUUCCAUGCCCUCUCGAAGCGGACAGCAGGACAGAACACGAGGGCAAUCCGGCAAAACAGCGGAAGACGAUGGGCGACAUCGACUACUCCGACCUCUUCUGCUGUGAACCCCGCUGAGGUUGAAGCGAUGCAAUGCCUCGAAGACGGCACUCAAAAGCUGGAGGAGGGCGACGUGCAGGCUGCUAAGUCGCUAUACCAGCGCAGCGUGGAUAUCAAGCGGACCGCCAGCGGAUUAUUCAACCUGGGCGUGACUUAUUACCACUUGAAGGAGUAUGACCAGGCUAUCUCAUGCUGGAAGGACUCAAUAGUGCUACAGCCCUCAAGUCCCGAUGCGCACACGAACCUUGCCAGCGCGUACAUCGUUUCGCCAGUCAGCCGGCCAGACCUCGCGCUGCAUCACCUGCGUGUUGCAUCGUCGCUCGCACCAGAAGACGGAGAAAUCGCUUUCAACCUCGCGGCUGUUCUCGAGGCAUGCGGCCUCCUUGAGGAGUCCCUUCAGCAGUACAAGAAGAGCAAGGAGUUUGGUGUGGAGCGCGCUGCUAUGCACAUGCGCAACGUGAGCGCGAAGAUCCUAGGCAAGAAGAUGAAGGCUGCCGAAGCGGAGGUAGCGCAGGACAAGAGCGAGUCAACCGCUUAAGCUCAACCCCUUGUCCGGAACGCAUACCUUCACUGUACGCGACAUGCUCCCGAAGCAGGUAUACAUGUUCUUGUCGCGUCUAUUAUCCAUUGUACGAAUGGAAUCUAAUCCAGCCCCUUUCCAACAUAAAUAACAAUAGUUAUGUGACUACGUACUACAGCGUGAGUGAAUGUCAAUGAU